Molecule: messenger RNA, 3793 nt
Organism: Ceratotherium simum simum (southern white rhinoceros)
Lineage: Eukaryota; Metazoa; Chordata; Mammalia; Perissodactyla; Rhinocerotidae
Gene: RGL2
Product: ral guanine nucleotide dissociation stimulator like 2
Biological process (GO): Ras protein signal transduction
Cellular component (GO): plasma membrane
Molecular function (GO): guanyl-nucleotide exchange factor activity
Source: RefSeq, a predicted model, not a curated record
CAGAGACUCGCCAUCUUUCUCUCCGCGUUUGUGUCCCUGCAUUUCUUCCUCUCUGUCUCAGUUAUUUCCGCACCUCUUGCUGGGUGUCUGCCCGUCUCCCCGCUGCGGGAAGUCCCGGCGUUUCUGUGGUUCUCUGUGGCAGUGUGACUCAGGAGCUGCCCGCAGGAACCUGCCCUGUUACUGCCUGGAGCGUCUGGCGGGCUGUCCUGCGGGUAUCUGGCCCUCUCCACCUGUACCUGAGUGUGCUUACCUCUCUGGGCAUUGUGUCUCGGUCCCUGUCUCCCCUUGUUUUUGUUUGGCGGGGAGGGGUUUGUUUCCACAGUAACCGGCUCCUCUGACUCUGGGAUUGGGGAGGGAACCCUUCGAUUUCGUGACCCCUCCCCCCUUUCCCGCCUGGCGCUGGGUGGAGGCGGGAAGCCAAGUUUCGUGGACCUUGGAGGGACAAUCGGAGGUUGAGUGGGGGGUGGUCACCUGCUUUCCUCCGGGACCAAUGGUGCGGGCCGGGCGCAGGAUUUGGGCCCUCAGGAGGGGCCAGAAGUUGGAUUUGGGGCCCCGAGGCCCUGGACUCCUGGGUCCAGAGGCUGGGUGAGGUCAGGGUGACUGGCAGGGCUGGUUUUUCGGGAUCGGCUGGGGGAGGGGCUGAGGCCAUGUGACUCUCUGAGUCUACCCCCCCACAUCAUCCCCACUUCCCCUUCUCCUUCCUGUACUGGGAUCGGAGCCGCCACCUUGAGGGGGUCUCCGGGGCCGAGGGACCAGGGGGAAGGGGGCUGAGGGGAAGGACUCACUCUUUGGGCUUGGCCAGUUCCUGCGGGGGAGGGCGGAGCAUGCGGCUGUGCCGGUGACUGAGGUUUCAGCUUCUCAAGGUCUCUGCCUCUGGCUUUCUGCCUCGCUCGCUUCCCUCUCCUCCCCUUUGCACCUUGCUUUUCUGCUGUGUUAGUUCAGCUCUGGGGGGAAGGGGCUUCGGCAAUCUUCGGGAUCAGGGUUCCUGCAUUCCAUCCACCCCCCCACUGCAACCCCCUCGACUCCACCGGGCCCUGAGGCGGCUUGGGGGGGGCUGUCUGGGCCCCAGUGGGGGAGACCUGGGGUCACCAGCCCCCCCCACCCCUCGCACUCGCUGGUACUGUCCCCCGCCGCCACAGGCCCCUGUGUCUAUCUGGGAUGAGGAGGAGGAUGGUGCCAUCUUUACUGUCACAAGCCGCCAGUAUGGGUCUCUUGAUCCCUUGGCCCCAAUGCCUCCCCCGCGUUCCUCCCGAAGGCUCCGAGCUGGCACUCUGGAGGCCCUCGUCAGACACCUGCUGGAUGCCCGGACAUCAGGGGCUGACGUGACCUUCAUGUCAGCCUUCCUGGCCACCCACCGGGCCUUCACCUCCACACCUGCCCUGCUAGGGCUUAUGGCUGACAGGCUGGAGGCCCUUGAAUCUAGUCCUAGUGAUGAACUAGAGAGGACAAAAGGGGUAGCCAUCUCUGUACUGUCAACCUGGCUGGCCUCUCACCCUGAGGAUUUUGGCUCUGAGGUCAAGGGUCAGCUUGACCGGCUUGAGAGCUUCUUGCUUCGGACAGGGUAUGCAGCAGGGGAGGGUGUCGGGGGGGGCAGCGCUGACCUCGUCCGCAACCUCCGGUCCCGGGUGGCCCUCCAGGCCCCCGACCUUCCUAAGCCCCUGGCCCUUCCCGGCGAUCCCCCUGCUGACCCCACGGAUGUCCUGGUGUUCCUCGCUGACCACUUGGCCGAACAGCUGACCCUGCUAGAUGCGGAGCUGUUUCUCAAUCUGGUCCCCUCUCAGUGCCUGGGGGGCCUGUGGGGUCAUAGAGACCGGCCGGGACAUUCCCAUCUCUGCCCAUCUGUCCGAGCUACUGUCACACAGUUCAAUAAGGUGGCAGGGGCAGUGGUCAGCUCUGUCCUGGGGGCUACCUCAACUGGAGAGGGGCCUGGGGAGGUGACUAUACGGCCACUCCGUCCCCCCCAGAGGGCCCGGCUCCUGGAGAAGUGGAUCCGCGUGGCAGAGGAGUGCCGUCUGCUCCGAAACUUCUCUUCAGUUUAUGCUGUUGUGUCGGCCCUGCAGUCCAGCCCCAUCCAUAGGCUUCGGGCAGCCUGGGGGGAAGCAGCCAGGGACAGUCUCAGAGUCUUCUCCAGCCUCUGCCAAAUUUUCUCUGAGGAGGAUAAUUAUUCUCAGAGCCGGGAGCUACUCCUGCAGGAGGUGAAGCUGCAGCCCUCUCUGGAACCAAAUUCCAAGAAGGCCCCGAGGUCUGGCUCCCGGGGUGGGGGUGUGGUCCCGUACCUUGGCACCUUCUUGAAGGACCUCGUGAUGCUGGAUGCGGCCUCCAAGGAUGAGCUGGAGAACGGAUACAUCAAUUUUGACAAGCGGAGGAAGGAGUUUGCUGUCCUUUCUGAGCUGCGGCGGCUCCAGAAUGAAUGUCGUGGCUAUGACCUCCGACCCGACCCCGAUAUCCAGCAGUGGCUACAGGGGCUCCGGCCACUGACAGAGGCUCAGAGCCAUCGUGUGUCCUGUGAGGUAGAGCCAUCUGGUACCAGUGACCCUCCUGCCCCACGCGUGCUUCGGCCAACAUUGGUCAUCUCGCAGUGGACAGAGGUUCUGGGCUCUGUUGGGGGUCCCACCCCUCUUGUCUCCUGGGACCGGCCCAGUGUGGGGGGAGAUGAGGUGCCUGGAACCCCUGCUCCUCUGCUGACCCGGCUGGCCCAGCACAUGAAGUGGCCGUCUGUCUCAUCUCUGGACACUGCCCUGGAAAGCACUCCAUCCCUGCACAGUCCGGCUGACCCCAGCCACCUCUCUCCCCCAGCCUCCUCCCCUAGGCCUUCUCGAGGUCACCGCCGCUCAGCCUCCUGUGGCUCCCCGCUCAGUGGGGGUACAGGAGAAGGGGCCUCCAGGGGGACUGAAUAUGGGGGAGGGGGCUCUGGGCCAGAAGCCUCUGAUUGCCGAAUCAUCCGCGUCCAGAUGGAGCUGGGGGAAGAUGGCAGUGUCUACAAGAGCAUCUUGGUGACAAGCCAGGACAAGGCUCCAAGUGUCAUCAGUCGUGUCCUUAAGAAAAACAAUCGUGAUUCUGCGGUGGCUUCGGAGUAUGAGCUAGUGCAGCUGCUACCAGGGGAGCGAGAGCUGACCAUCCCACCCUCGGCUAAUGUUUUCUAUGCUAUGGAUGGAGCUUCACACGAUUUCCUCCUGCGGCAACGGCGAAGGCCCUCGACUACUACACUGGGCCUCACCGGCAGUCCCUCUGCCUCAGGAACUCCCCCAAGCGAGGGAGGAGGGGGUUCCUUUCCCAGGAUCAAGGCCACAGGGAGGAAGAUUGCCCGGGCACUGUUCUGAGGAGGAAGCCCUGUUGGCUCACAGAACUCAUGGUGGCCAUACCAGACGUGGGCAGGCAUCCUGAAUGAUGGCAGUUGUGUCGCAUUGGGAAGAAAUCCAGAGAGGUGGCCAACCACCCUGGGGCAGUGAAGUGCUGCUAGUUUACCAGACAGCCGAGGGAUCCAGCCCUGUGGGAACUGGUAAUCUUGGUAACCAAGCUGGAAACCUGUGUACAGCUCCCCAAUUUCUAUGAAUGCACGACACGCCUAGUACUGGGAAAGGGGGUCAAUUUCUGAUUCCUGGCCACAUCCUAGCAUGCCAAGGGCCAAGGCAAGGCCUAGAAGUAAGGGGAGAGGAAAAGCCUAGAGGCUCUGAGCCCUGGGGAGAGGGGAUGGCACAAAGUAGGUUCUUGUAGGAGUUCCUAUUCCUACUGUGGGGGUUCAUGUCACUGUGACAACACUAAGAUAAUAAACCAAAACACUACCUGAAUUCUA